Messenger RNA from Ophidiomyces ophidiicola, 438 nucleotides. RefSeq lists its product as uncharacterized. The transcript is spliced from 2 exons. The record is from RefSeq and is a predicted model, not a curated record. Bases 1 to 438 code for a protein of 145 amino acids. NCBI's taxonomy places the organism in Eukaryota, Fungi, Ascomycota, Eurotiomycetes, Onygenales, Onygenaceae.
AUGCUAUCUUAUAAAACCUCUGCCAAAGGCAAGGGAAGAGAUGAUGGCCAGGAUGAAAAUGAAGGCCUGUUGGAUGGUGGUGUCUGGCUUGAACAGGGACCAGUUAUCGACAGUAGAUUGCGUCCAGGUCUCCCAUUUCCAACAAUUGAUGCCAACGGAAAGGCACAUUUCUGCACCAUCUCAACCCCUUCUGAAGGAGCUACAGCUGCACCGAGUGGUUGGGAUUUGUGGAAGAAUAGUGGCGAGCCGUCGACGCGUACUCGCACCCCCAGUCAGGCACAGGAUGUGUAUUCCGACAAAAACGCAAAAUUUGCUAAAGUUAAUGGCUUUCGCCUUCCCAAGGAACUAGCUCCCAGUUUGUGUUUGCCAGAACCAACCGGUAGGACGGUCGAGUCUGACUCCGAAGACUCCGAAGAAGAUGUCGAGAACUGGAUUUGA